UCGCCCCGGCUCAUACAUAAUAGAGACAAGGAGCAGGCUGCCAAGUCUCAUUGUCGCUUCUGUUGCGUUCCUCCCUUCACACUCUUGUUUACAUCCUUGAUCCAGAAAAUCCGCACAAGGUGGCUGCAGAUAGUGUGCGAUUAACGGGUGUUGGAGAAGCCCGGGAUCUGGAUCCGGCCCUUGACUUCCACGAUUCGGACGAUGAAAUGCCCAUGAACCGUCCUGUCAUGCAUCGACCCCCUGACGGCCGCGCCCAACAACCGCUGCUCAAGGAUGAGCGUCGCGGACGGCUGUCGAAUGCCAGCCUGGGCACUGGUGAUGCAGAAGGCAGGCCUAUGCUUCACCAUUCCCGGCGGCCGACUAUCCGCGGCAGUAGUCCCGAGCACACCGCGGAGCAGGCGACGCGCCAAAAAUACUUGAUUGCCUCGGGGUUUCUGCUUCUGAGCCUGGCUAGUUUUGUGGUUCAGACCGAGACCGCGGUAUACAUUCAGCACGAGCUGCACUGGGACAAACCAUAUUGUAUGCUCUAUCUCACACAUGGUUCGUGGGCGCUGCUGUGGCCGUUCCAGCUCCUUAUCCUCCGCUUGCAGAAACGCAAACUGUCUUGGGCGGCGUUCUGGCGCCGGCAUGUCUACAUCCUGCGCACGACAGCAAAAAUGGUGGAGACCCAGGAUGUACACCUCACGUCUCGUGAUUCUCAACGAUCGCCUAUCCCGUACAUGCUCCGAACAACGGCGUUUGUCACCACCGCUCUCACAAUCGCCGGAGGCUCCUGGUACGUUGCAGUCAACAUGACCACGCCGAGCGACCUGACCGCCAUCUACAACUGCUCCGCCUUCUUCGCGUAUGCCUUCUCGAUCCCCCUCCUCAAGGACAAACUGCGGGCCGACAAGAUCAUCGCGGUCGUGGUGGCCAUCGUCGGGGUGCUCGUGGUGGCAUACGGGGAUCGCGACGACGGCAAGAAAGGCAAAGCGCACGACGAAGCCGAAAACCGGUUGCUGGGUAAUAUCAUCAUAGGUAUCGGCAGUGUGCUGUACGGUCUGUACGAGGUCUUGUACAAGCGGUUCGCAUGUCCCCCGGAGGGCACCAGCGCCGGACGCAGCAUGAUCUUCGCGAACACUUUUGGCAGCCUCAUCGGAUGCUUCACGCUCCUUGUCCUGUGGAUCCCCCUGCCCUUUUUGCACAUCAUUGGUCUGGAAACCUUCCGCUGGCCGACCGGAGAAGCGGCCUGGAUGCUUCUGAUCUCCGUCCUUGCCAAUGCCACAUUCUCCGGCUCCUUCCUUGUCCUGAUCUCCCUGACCUCGCCCGUCCUCUCCUCCGUAGCCGCCUUGCUGACCAUCUUCCUCGUGGCGAUCGUCGACUGGCUGCGCACCGGCCAACCCCUGUCCCUGGCCUCCAUCAUCGGCGGAGUCCUCAUCAUCGUGGCCUUCUUCCUCCUCAGCUGGAGUACCUACCGCGAGAUGAACGAAGAGCGCAAGAAGGUUCUCGCCAACGAGCAGACCGAGUCCGACUCCGAUGACUGAAAACUUUACAGCCUCUAUAAUACCCAGAGGGGCAUGCAGGCAGCUGCGCCUCAGCAUUCCACCAUUUAUAUAUUCUAUCGAUCCAUUCGCCGUUCCGCUGGUAGAGACGGGCCUCUGGGUUUUCCCUCGUGCGUCAUAUCCCUGCUAAUUCAUGGACCUCUGUUGUAUCUUCAUGUGUGCUCCUGGCUGCGAGACCAUCCUCACUCACCCAUCAGCUCUCUACUUCACACCGUCUCUGU
This is a messenger RNA of Aspergillus japonicus CBS 114.51, 1762 nucleotides long. RefSeq lists its product as uncharacterized. The coding region runs from base 207 to 1523 and encodes 438 amino acids. The transcript has 3 exons. The record is from RefSeq and is a predicted model, not a curated record. Gene Ontology annotation, cellular component: membrane. NCBI's taxonomy places the organism in Eukaryota, Fungi, Ascomycota, Eurotiomycetes, Eurotiales, Aspergillaceae.